CACGUGACGAACUGGAGCAGGGAGACGCGCGUUUGUGUUUACUUCCCACCACGUGGAGAAGACGAGAUUUUCGAUGUAAAAAGGAGCAGCUCCAGAACGGAAAGGACGAAUAUGGAUUUUCUCUUCAUGUUUUGUUGGCUCAUCUUCACGUUUAUCGUUUCCGUAGAAAGUUAUAGAGACAACAAUGUUUCUGAUAACCCUUCCAAGUUAACGAUGUGUGUGGUUGAAAGCAAACAUACUGCGAAGAAAAUUCGUUUGCUUUGUUCGAAACUAGCUGCGCAGCAUAGUAUAAUAGCAUGUUCCGUGGGAACCGAUAGGUUUGAUUGUAUACGUCAAGUAACUGAGGGCAACGCACAUCUAACCGUAGUAGAACCGGAAGAUCUCUUAGCGAUAAGAAACUACAACUUGUUCGAUGUUCUAGUCACAAAUGAGUUAAGACUCUUAAAAAAUGAAGAGCGACGUUUUGCAGUAGUGGUCAUAGCGCAUAAAAGCGUGCAACGCGCAUCAGACAUCGAAGGCAAACGAUUGUGUCAUCCUGGCAUCGCCACAGUCAAUGAUUGGACCAAACCUUUGUCGAUGUAUUUCGAGAACAUGUUAAUCAGCAAAGAGUGCAGAUCUAAUGUCACGCUGCUCGAAAACAGAUUGCACGCUCUGUCCAACUACGUCGAGAUAGGUUGCGUCGCUGGUCCGUGGUCAUCAGACAAAACUUACGACUUUUACUUGAAAGCAACAUACAAGAAUCUCUGCGACGCGUGUAAUAAUCCGGCCGGUUGUUACAUGACCGACAAAUAUUACGGACGACAGGGCGCUUUAUUGUGUCUCACUGAUAACGUGGGCGAUGUCGUCUGGGCCAGACUAGAUGACGCAAAGGUGCAUUUCAAGGCCGAGUCAGUUCGUAGAUCAGAUUAUAAGUUUCUGUGCCAAGACGGUACCACGAAACCGCUCGACUUUAACCAAAUCUGCUCGUGGAUAUCGAAACCAUGGCCGGUUGUCAUAGCUAAAAAAACGGUUGCCGAGAAUGUCGCUAACACAAUGAAUCACAUUGUAGACGCGACGAAUCGUAGUAUCCCCUGGGUGCAGAGUGUGUUGCAGUUGCUAGAAGACUAUUACAUCGAGUCAGACUCACUGCCCGAGAUAAUUACAAUUGCCGAUUAUUUAGAUCGAUUCCCGAAUUUCCUGAGCGCUUAUUUUCGAUCGGAUUGUCAACCUUCUAGAGGGAUAGUAUGGUGUGUAUCAUCUGCUCUCGAGAAGCGUAAAUGCGACUGGAUGAAAGCGGCCGCCGCUGCAUACGGGGUGGAACCGACGAUCGAAUGCGUUCUGAUGAGCAGAACAAUGUGCAUGGAGGCCACGCAAAUUGCAGAAGUAGACAUCUUCAUGGUGCGGCCCGAGGAGCUCCUUCAGGCUAGAAAAAUGAAUCUCAAACCUAUCAUCUCCGCGACGACGAACACGAAGAACGGUAUGAACAGAAUCGUGGCAAUAGUCAAGGAGAAUUCCAAGUUUAAGACUAUAUUGGAUCUUAAAGGCGCGAAAGCGGUCUUCACAGGCUACAGGAGUGUUGACUGGAACAUUUUCGUGAUGUAUAUGAAGAACAAUUUUAACGAAAGUUGGGACUGUUCGGACGCGGUGGCUGUUUCGAAAUUUUUCAGUCAAGUCUGCGUCCUCGGUGCAAGAAUUUCAAAUCUUCCAAACAACUUGUACUCCUUGUGCAAUUCCGCAAUGCCCACGGCCAGCGAUUUGACCGCCUUUACUUACUUGACUUCUGAUGUUGUCGACGUUGCUUUCGUCAAUCUAAAAGUCAUAGAAAAUCACACGCAAGCCGGUGACUUUUAUCACGACAAGUUUGAUUAUACGAUCGUGAACCGAAUGCCGAAGUACAGAACAUUAGGCCUGACCGUGGCGGACACUUUGAAACAAAAUACUCCGUAUCUGCUUGCGUGGUCGUCACUCGGCUCGAUAGUAACGUAUGAAAAUAUCACGAGUACAAGACACUUGGAGAUCUACGCGAUGCUGACCGAAAUGGACAAGCUGUUCGGAGAAAACUUCAACGGAAUAACACCCGCAUUCUCGAUGUAUGGGCCAUUCGACAAUAAGAGCGGCGUUAUCUUUCCCGAGGACACACGCUACUUGGAGUUAAAAACUUAUCAAAUGAUAAAAUCUUUCAGCUACGACACAAUAGUAGAGAAUAUUGUGAAACAGCAGUAUUAUUGCAACUCAGGAAGUACAAAUAUAUUCUAUUUCUUAGUUAUUUGUCUCUGUAUGAUGAUAGUUGAAUUAAUUUAGAGAUUAAUCCAACAUGUGUCGAACCGCCCGUUCGGUAGACAUACACACAGUAUAAAUAUAUAUUAUAUAUACAUAUAUUAUAUAUAUGUAUAUAUGAGAGAUGUGUUUGGUUUAAAACAUAUAUAGAUAAGUAUAUAUACUUAUACCGUGAAAUCUAUUGAUAAAAUAGUAUAAGAAAUAGCGAAAUAAAAUAAUUAUUCCGCGUGAUAUCAUGUAAUACAAAAAAAAAAAAAAAAAAAA
Molecule: messenger RNA, 2520 nt
Organism: Pseudomyrmex gracilis
Lineage: Eukaryota; Metazoa; Arthropoda; Insecta; Hymenoptera; Formicidae
Gene: Tsf3
Product: transferrin
Exons: 16
Coding region: 112-2280 (722 amino acids)
Biological process (GO): protein targeting to ER
Cellular component (GO): signal recognition particle receptor complex
Source: RefSeq, a predicted model, not a curated record